Protopolystoma xenopodis is the source of this 315-nucleotide messenger RNA. The record is from the annotation of a GenBank genome assembly. Lineage: Eukaryota; Metazoa; Platyhelminthes; Monogenea; Polystomatidea; Polystomatidae.
AUGUUCAGAAGCCGACGUUUACAGGAGUAUCUGCGUGGUGGUAUUGUUGGCACUUUUUUUGCUUCUAUUUUUCCUUCGUACGCCAUUAACCUCGCAAAUAUAGAAGCCGGUGAGCCGCUUCCUUCACUCAGUCAAGGAUCCGCAUUUCCUGAAGUUAACGGUGUUCAUCGUGGUGGUGACGAGCACGAACACAUUGACUUGACACAGGCCAUCUCAAUCCCGGCUAGACCAACCCCAGAAACUGCUUCCUCAAGUGGCGCGGUUCCUUCUAGCCAUUCUUUUGAAGGUGUGUUACCCUUCUACAAUUUGGUCUGA